AUGAAUUACUCGAGUACAUCCUUCAUAUUUCCUCUGUCAUUUUUUACUUAUGAUUCGUUGAUACUGCUUGAUUUACGUUUCGACCUUGCUGUUAUUGCCAAAUUCAUUAUUCCUAACACAAUUUAUUUUCCAAAUCUCAAGAUUCUUCGGCUCGAGUCUCUUCAGUUUCUGAAUGAGAUUACCUCGACAAGAAAAUUCUUUUCAAACUGCCCCAUCCUUGAAAAGUUGAGUUUGACUUUUUGUGAUAUUUUCGAGCGGUUACGCAUUGGACACCCUACACUGAAGCACUUGGCCAUUACUUACUGUGGAUUUACAGAGUCUACGGUGGAGAUUGAUGCUCCUAUUUUAUUGACCAUUAGCUACACAGGAGAGCCAGCAACAGACUUUCUCCUUGGUAGCUUUCCGUCACUAGUGGAGGCCACUGUUAACUUAAAUAUUCAGGAUUUUGAAGAAUACGAUGACCCAAACAAAGUAUUUGUCAAGAUUUUUGAAGAGCUUUCAAGUGAAAAGCUCCUUAAAAUAUGUGCUGACUCAUUUCUGAGUGUUAAAAUCACUUGCGUAGAAGAUGAGGAUUGUUGGUCACUUGAUCCUAAAUGUUUGCCACCACACCUCAAGGUAAUCAAAUUUAAAAUUUUUGAAGGUCAUUCCAUGGAGCUAAAUGCAAUUAAUCUAUUUCUGAAGUAUGUCCAGUUUCUUGAGUGUGUAACCAUUGUAGCUUCUCUAAGGCUCUUCGAAGACCACUUGGAACAAAACAGUGUAAUUAAGCAGCUUCUAAUGUUUCCGAAACCCCCAAAUUGUGUGGUUAAGUUCUUGACAAGCUCUUCAGACACUUAA
This is a messenger RNA of Papaver somniferum (opium poppy), 834 nucleotides long. Its product is annotated as F-box/LRR-repeat protein At4g14096-like. The transcript is spliced from 2 exons. The coding region runs from base 1 to 834 and encodes 277 amino acids. The record is from RefSeq and is a predicted model, not a curated record. Lineage: Eukaryota; Viridiplantae; Streptophyta; Magnoliopsida; Ranunculales; Papaveraceae.